AUGAGUAAUGCUGAGGAAGAAACGGUGAAGAAGAAAAAAAAGUAUCGUAAAGAUAAACCAUGGGAUAAUGAAAACAUUGAUCACUGGAAAGUUGAGAAGUUUACACAAGAAGAUAACAAACAUCAUUUUUUAGAAGAGUCAAGUUUUAAAGUAUUAUUUCCAAAAUAUCGUGAGAAAUAUUUACAACAAUUUAGUAGUGAUAUAAAAAAUGUAUUAAAUAAGCAUUUUAUAAAAUUUGAAAUUGAUUUAAUUGAAGGUUAUAUGUGUGUAAAAACUACCAAGAAAACAUUUGAUCCAUAUAUUAUAAUAAAAUCUAGAGAUAUGAUAUCUUUAUUAUCAAGGAGCGUCCCCUUUGUACAUGCGAAACGUGUUUUAGAAGAUGAGACAUAUUGUGAUAUAAUAAAAAUAAGUGGUUAUGUUCGUAAUAAAAAUAAAUUUAUUAAAAGAAGACAAAGGUUAUUAGGAAGUAAUGCAACGACAUUAAAAGCACUAGAAAUUCUAACAAAUUGUUAUAUAUGUAUUCAUGGGAAAACAGUUAGUGUUAUAGGCCAUUUUAAAUCACUAAAAGUUGUUAGAAGAAUUAUUAUUGAUUGUAUGAAAAACAUACAUCCUGUAUAUCAUAUUAAAGAACUUAUUGCAAAAAGAGAAUUAGAAAAAAAUGAAGAAUUCAAAAAUGAAAAUUGGGAAAAAUUUUUACCAAAUUUUAAAAAAAGAAAUGUCCAAAGAAAAAAAAUUAAAGAAAAAUUAGAUAAAAAGAAAAAGAAAAAUAAAUCUGUUUUCCCACCAGAUCAGUUGCCUCGUAAAAUUGAUAUACAAAUGGAAACAGGAGAAUACUUUUUGAAUAAUCAAAAAAACAAAAAAAAAAAUAAAACUCAAGAUAAACAACAAAAAGGAAACGAAUAA
Molecule: messenger RNA, 903 nt
Organism: Plasmodium reichenowi
Lineage: Eukaryota; Apicomplexa; Aconoidasida; Haemosporida; Plasmodiidae
Product: KRR1 small subunit processome component, putative
Exons: 1
Coding region: 1-903 (300 amino acids)
Cellular component (GO): nucleolus; small-subunit processome
Molecular function (GO): RNA binding
Source: RefSeq, a predicted model, not a curated record